This is a messenger RNA of Platichthys flesus (European flounder), 1016 nucleotides long. RefSeq names its product proteasome 20S subunit beta 7 (gene psmb7). The record is from RefSeq and is a predicted model, not a curated record. The transcript is spliced from 8 exons. Gene Ontology annotation, cellular component: proteasome core complex. Bases 95 to 928 code for a protein of 277 amino acids. Gene Ontology annotation, molecular function: threonine-type endopeptidase activity. Lineage: Eukaryota; Metazoa; Chordata; Actinopteri; Pleuronectiformes; Pleuronectidae.
AAGAAGAAGAAGAAGAAGAAGAAGAAGAAGAAGAAGAAGAAGAAGAAACCCCAAUGCGCAUGCGCAGUACAAGCUCUACACUCCAUUCACCAAAAUGGCGACAUUGACUGUACAUCGACCACCGUUUGGGGGUUUCAAUUUCGAAAACUCCAAAAGAAAUGCUGCUUUGGAAGGUGCAGUGAACAAAGUGGGAAGCAGUUUACCUGCCGCUCGAAAAACAGGAACUACCAUCUGUGGUAUUGUCUUCAAGGAUGGUGUUAUCUUGGGAGCUGACACUAGAGCCACUGAAGGCAUGAUAGUGGCAGACAAGAACUGCUCGAAAAUCCAUUACAUCUCCUCAAACAUUUAUUGUUGUGGAGCAGGAACAGCUGCCGACACAGAGAUGACCACUCAGAUAAUUUCCUCGAACCUCGAGCUUCAUUCCCUUUCUACUGGCAGAGUGCCACGUGUGGCCACUGCUAACCGCAUGCUCAAGCAAAUGCUCUUCAGAUAUCAGGGCUACAUUGGGGCUGCUCUGGUCCUGGGUGGAGUUGACUGUAAUGGUCCCCACAUUUACAGCAUCUACCCUCAUGGUUCCACUGACAAGCUGCCCUAUGUCACCAUGGGUUCUGGGUCUCUGGCAGCUAUGGCAGUGUUUGAGGACCGCUACAAGCCUGAUAUGGAGGAGGAAGAGGCCAAACGGUUGGUGCGUGAUGCCAUUGCUGCUGGUAUCUUCAAUGACCUGGGCUCCGGAAGCAACAUUGAUCUUUGUGUUAUCACCAAGGGCAAAGUAGACUAUAUCCGACCCCAUGAUGAGGCCAACAAGAAGGGUGUCAGAACUGGUGACUACAAGUACAAAAGGGGUACCACUGGUGUGCUGACAAAGGUUGUGACCCCACUGGACCUGGAGCUGGUUGAUGAAUCUGUACACACUAUGGAUACCUCCUAAAAUACUUUGUUUCUUGAUGUAUUUUGCUAAUCUGGAGAAAACAAAUGGUAUUCUUUUCCAUGUUUUCCAAUAAAAGUGUUGGUGUUGA